AUGAGUGAGAGAAAAACAUUGCCCAAACAUACUCCGAAGUGCAAAUGGACAGAAGAAGAGGAUUUACUUCUUAUUAAGGCAGUAAACCAGUUGAAGGUUUUAAAAUGGAAUAAAAUAGCAGAAAUAGUUGGCACUAGAUCAGGGAAACAAUGUCGUGAAAGAUGGCUUACAAAAAUUGAUCCUGAUAUUAACUCAAAACCAUGGACUCCAGCUGAAGACGAAAAACUUAUUGUCCUUCAUGAAGAUUAUGGAAAUAAUUGGACAGCAAUAGCUAAACACUUUAAAGGAAAGACUUUUCUAAGUGUUAAAAACAGAUGGAGAUCUUUUAACAAUAAGACUUGUUUGAAAGGUCUAGAACCAACAUAUGCCAAAGAAAAAACAAGAAAUGAUCUUACUUUAGAUAUAUUCAACUUUUAUGACGCAGUAGAUGAAGCAGAUUUGUUCUAA
Trichomonas vaginalis G3 is the source of this 447-nucleotide messenger RNA. RefSeq names its product RNA polymerase II transcription regulator recruiting protein. Bases 1 to 447 code for a protein of 148 amino acids. Lineage: Eukaryota; Parabasalia; Trichomonadida; Trichomonadidae. Gene Ontology annotation, biological process: regulation of DNA-templated transcription. Gene Ontology annotation, cellular component: nucleus. The transcript has a single exon. Gene Ontology annotation, molecular function: DNA-binding transcription factor activity, RNA polymerase II-specific; RNA polymerase II cis-regulatory region sequence-specific DNA binding. The record is from RefSeq and is a predicted model, not a curated record.